Papaver somniferum (opium poppy) is the source of this 1643-nucleotide messenger RNA. Its product is annotated as dof zinc finger protein DOF5.3-like. Lineage: Eukaryota; Viridiplantae; Streptophyta; Magnoliopsida; Ranunculales; Papaveraceae. The record is from RefSeq and is a predicted model, not a curated record. The transcript has 2 exons. The coding region runs from base 237 to 1400 and encodes 387 amino acids. Gene Ontology annotation, biological process: regulation of DNA-templated transcription. Gene Ontology annotation, molecular function: DNA-binding transcription factor activity; DNA binding.
AGGACACAUCGAUCAUCUAGUACGGAAAGCUAACUUAACCCCCCUCUAUCUCUCUUCGGCUUUAGUUAUUUAUAGACCCCCCACUACUCCCUUUACUUUCUAUGCAUGUUAUAACUCUCCAACUCAAACUCCCUUAAUUCACUUCACUUCUCCAUUUCUUCCUUUCUUCUUUCUUCUACUCUCUUUGCUUUCAACAACCCUUUCUUUCUAACUCUCUAGAAUCUAGAUUUGCAUGGAUGGAUCCUUCUAACUCACACCAACACCAGCAGGGAAUGGCAACCCACACUCCUGCAUUUGAAGAUGUACUAAACUGUCCAUCAGCAAAGGAACUACAAGAACGGCAGAAGAGAUCACUGAUGAACAGACCACAACCAGAAGCCUUAAAAUGCCCAAGAUGUGAUUCUUCAAACACCAAAUUCUGUUACUACAACAAUUACAGUUUAACACAACCAAGGUAUUUCUGCAAAGCAUGUAGAAGGUACUGGACAAAAGGAGGAUCAUUAAGAAAUGUUCCAGUAGGUGGAGGAUGUAGAAAGAAUAACAAAAGAAUCUCUUCUUGUUCAUCAUCUUCAGCGACGUCUAAAGCUAAGUCAUCACCUUCGUCAUCAAUAUCAUCUCAUCAUCAUCAUCAUCAAGAUAAUAACAAUAACCAAAUUUAUCUCAAUACCAACUCUAUUAUCAACCCAUUACUUACUUUCCCAUCAUCUCUAAGUUAUGACACUAAUGACCUCACUCUUGCUUUUGGUAGACUUCAUAAACAACAACCCACUACUACUAGGCAGUUAGGGUUUGAUCAUGAACAUCAUCAAACCAGUUAUGGAAACACAAAUAGUAUUAUUGGAAACCUUAUUAACUCAUCAUCCAAUUCUAGUAAUACUGCUAAUCCUGGUUUUAUUGAUGCAUUGAGGAGUGGGUUUCUUGAUCCUUCAAGUGGGUUUCAUAAUUUUUAUUCUAGUUAUGGAAAUGGAAUCAGUAUGGGAGAUCAUCAUCAACAACACCAGCAACAACAGCAAGUUGAGAGUAAUAAUAAUAAUAAUAAUAAUAAUGGUGGAAGUAUUAUUAAUGGUAAUUGUCAUGAAGAAGAUGAUGAUCAACAUCACAGGGAUGAGCAAGUGGUUUUACCAAAUUAUGAUCAAGUGGAAAUGGGUUUAACAAGUACAACAUCAUCAACUAUAACAACAGCAACAAAACAAGAGAUGUUAAAAGAUAAUGAAACCAAGAUUUUAUGGAACUUUCCAUGGCAUGGGCAGUUUGGUGGUGAACAAGGCAACCACCACCACCACAACAACAACAGCAUCCAUAACAAUAUCAUGGGUAAUGUUAUUGAUACAUCAUCAGGAGUAAGAGACUGGAAUGGAUUAAAUGGAUGGCAUGGACUUGUUAAUAGUCCUUUGAUGUAGAGAGGGGGUGAUCACACAACGAGAAGUUAAGAGAUCUAUAGAGAAAAUUUCCUUUUUAAGUUAAAAACCAGGACUCUGCUACUAAAUUUGGGUCUUCUUUCUUUGUAUUUGGAGUGUUUUUUCAUUAUUAUUAACUUUAUUACUUAAUUAAUCAAUUGUCUUUUCUUUUCUUCUUCUUCCUGUCAUUGUUGUUGUUCUUGUGUUAUUGAUUGAAACACGCACUAAAGAAUUUUUGUUAAAUUC